Messenger RNA from Lottia gigantea (owl limpet), 426 nucleotides. RefSeq lists its product as hypothetical. The record is from RefSeq and is a predicted model, not a curated record. The transcript has 4 exons. Lineage: Eukaryota; Metazoa; Mollusca; Gastropoda; Lottiidae. Bases 1 to 426 code for a protein of 141 amino acids.
AUGAUUGAAAUGGAAAGACAUGUCAAUCAAACAAAUGACCGGCUGCUUUGUAUCAAACAGCAUCUGUUGACACCAGGAGGGUUUCAAAAUGCAGCAAGAGAACUAUUGGAAUGGUGUUCUGAUCUUCGUGCAUUUCAACGACAGUUUGAAGAGAGUUUGAUGUCAUGUUUAACUAUUGUGAGCAAAGUUUCAGCCCAACCCGGUUAUGAUUUGGAUCUUGGUUACAGAUUGCUGGCAGUAUGUGCAUCUCACAAAGAAAUGUUCAGUAGCAAAGCUCAAGGCUCAUUGACAUCUUGGUGUGAGGAACUUGGUCGAUUGUUAUUGUUAAGGCAUCAGAAGAACCGACCAAGCGAUCUGGGGAAAGGUCCACCACCAGGAAUGCAUCCUCAGAUGCAAAAACCAAUGCCACCUGUUCAUCCAGGGUAA